Molecule: messenger RNA, 447 nt
Organism: Staurois parvus
Lineage: Eukaryota; Metazoa; Chordata; Amphibia; Anura; Ranidae
Source: the annotation of a GenBank genome assembly
CUAUCUGAGCAAUACAGGAGAAGAGUGGAAGGGGAAAAUGGUGUUGCCAGAGGACUCAUGACAUUUUUAAGCAGCUUGGAAAACUGCUCUGUGCCAAUGUAUGGAUUUAAAUAUGCCCCCAGUGAGACAAAAGAAUCUGACUGGUCAAACAUAUAUCAUCUUCUACCUGAAUGGACUGCUCAAGCAGAAAGAUUACUGGAAAUAAUUGGGAGUUCAUAUUCAGAAGAGAAACCCAUCCUAAAUACAAUUGAAGAGUUGGAGCCUGAAGAUGUCUUUAAGAUGCUACAACACUGGGUUCUAAAUAUCACAAAUGGAACAGAGAAGGAUAAUGUGCAGCUUAACCAGCAGGUAACAACUCUUCACACAGCAAUGGUCCAGUACAUGGUGAAUAUCCUGAUCCUGUUAUCCCCAGACUACUCCUCUGAUCCCUUAAACGCCACACAUACU